Molecule: messenger RNA, 2989 nt
Organism: Alexandromys fortis (reed vole)
Lineage: Eukaryota; Metazoa; Chordata; Mammalia; Rodentia; Cricetidae
Gene: Surf4
Product: surfeit 4
Exons: 7
Coding region: 445-1125 (226 amino acids)
Biological process (GO): Golgi organization
Cellular component (GO): endoplasmic reticulum; membrane; endoplasmic reticulum-Golgi intermediate compartment
Source: RefSeq, a predicted model, not a curated record
CGUGAGGGCGCGCAGCAGGCGCGGCCCCUUUAAGGCUUGGCCUACGUGGCAGCUGCUAGAGCCGCCGCGGCGCAGCGAGGCCGGCCGCCGGGCACUUCCUGUGGAGGCCGCAGCAGGCGCGAGCGCCGAGGACCCGCCAGCUGAGCCCGCUGCCGCCGCCGCCAUGGGCCAGAACGACCUGAUGGGUACGGCCGAGGACUUCGCCGACCAGCUCAGCUCUGACGAAAAGUAUGGAGUUCACCUACAUGGCAUUUGCACCUAGCUUCAAUAGAGUAUGCUGGCCUCCUAAUCAAGCCAUCAAAUGCCGUCUUCACAGGGACAGAAGGGAGCCGUGAAUGUGCAUUUCAGAACUGCCCUUUGCUGUUCCUGCGAGUCACCAAGCAGUACCUGCCUCAUGUCGCACGACUCUGCCUGAUUAGCACCUUCUUGGAGGAUGGCAUCCGUAUGUGGUUCCAGUGGAGUGAGCAACGUGACUAUAUUGACACCACCUGGAGCUGUGGCUACCUGUUGGCCUCAUCCUUUGUGUUCCUCAACCUCCUGGGACAGUUGACUGGCUGUGUUUUGGUGCUGAGCAGGAACUUCGUGCAGUACGCCUGCUUUGGGCUGUUUGGAAUCAUCGCACUGCAGACAAUUGCCUACAGCAUUUUGUGGGACUUGAAGUUUCUGAUGAGGAACCUGGCUUUAGGAGGAGGUUUGCUGCUGCUCUUGGCAGAGUCCCGCUCAGAAGGGAAGAGCAUGUUUGCUGGUGUUCCCACCAUGCGUGAGAGCUCCCCCAAGCAGUACAUGCAGCUUGGAGGAAGGGUCCUGCUGGUCCUGAUGUUCAUGACCCUCCUUCACUUUGAUGCCAGCUUCUUUUCUAUCGUCCAGAACAUUGUGGGCACAGCUCUGAUGAUCUUAGUAGCCAUUGGUUUUAAAACCAAGCUGGCAGCUUUGACUCUCGUCGUCUGGCUGUUUGCCAUCAACGUGUAUUUCAACGCCUUCUGGACAAUCCCGGUCUAUAAACCCAUGCAUGACUUCCUGAAGUAUGACUUCUUCCAUACCAUGUCAGUGAUUGGAGGCCUGCUCCUGGUGGUGGCUCUUGGCCCAGGGGGUGUCUCCAUGGACGAGAAGAAGAAAGAGUGGUAACAGACAGAUCCCUCCCCUCCCUGGCUGAGGCACAAGGCCCUGGACUGGUUCAGGGUAGACAACAAACUGCCAGCGUUUAUGUGUCCUCUUCCCUUCCCUUCCUUUGGUAAAGGCACAGAUGUUCUGAGAACUUUAUUUGCAGACACCUGAAAACUGAAGGUAAAAUCUGCUUUGGAAACAGUCUGGAGUCUAACUAUCCAGGGCUGGGCAGCUGGAUGGUCAUUCCUUAGCCAAGGAUUCGAGUAGACAGUGUGGUGGGCUAUGGCCUCAAUCCUGUCUUUGAGUUUCUUUUGAGGGAUGAGGGCCUUCAAGUUGUACUGAGCUAUACUUUAUCAUUCAAAGCAGUUUCCCUUUUAGUUUUAAGUUUACAUCCUUAGCUCAUACUACUAAAUGACUUAGGAUGGUCCAGCCAAACACCAAACAGUUGAAACCUCUAGUUCAGAAUCCUACCAGUGGCCCAGCAUUGCUUCUGCCCCUGUAUUUUAUAGGAUCAAUGAAGAUGUUAGAGAAACUCCAAGCCUAGAGAAUAGUAAAGUAUUGGAGAGGUGGCUGCUACUGCUGGCCCAAGUCCUUGGUGUCAGCUGGCUGAAUGCUGUUUCCUGGGUCAAAGGUACCCUGGCUCCAAGCAGGGAUGGGAUGGGUCAGGGGUAGGAAGUUCUUGGAAAGCUGCUGGUUUAGGUACUGCUAUCCCCUCCAGCUUGGUGGUGGGAAGGGCAGGAGAUCCAGCUGCUCACAGGAUGGCCCACCACGGAACCAGCUUGGGGAGCAGUAAUGCCAUGUGGCCCAGAAAUGAGGAGCCCCAGUACUGAAGUGACACCCAGGCUCAACCCAGUUACCUCACACUUGACCUUCUCAGAGCAAGGCCUGGACCCCACAGACCGUGCUCCCCCCAGCUUAACUCCUUGUUCCAGGCUGAGUUUACCCCAUCGACAGCCCUGAUGACACCAUUUCCCUGAGGCUGUUGCUUGCUCAGAUUUUUGUCAACUUGCUCUGCUGGAUGCAGCCAAGAUACUUUUUACAAUUUGUGAUGCCUUACCAAUUUGAUCUCAGUCCUGUAUUUAAAGUUUUCUAACAUUGCCUUAUACCGUGUUUCUCUUUUUGCGGGGUGGGGAAGCUGUCUAAUGCUGUGGUCCUGCUCAUCUGUAUGGUAGUGCCAUGAGGGUGGUUGGGCUCCUCCUCCACCUUCCCCAGGUCUUUUGGAGGAGACAGGUAGACAGGCUUAGAACCCCUGGAAAGGAGCUGGCAGCUCACUUACCCUUAGGUGCAGAGUCCUGGAGGUGUCCUCCUUUCUGGCAUCAGCUGGGUAGGCAGGACUGUGUCCUCUUGAGUCACCUUGGGUCAAUCCUGCCUCUUCCCCUUGCCUCACGGGCUCUGCAGUCUGAAUUCACCUUCUCAACACCCAGCCCGUGUUCCGCAGCCUUACAGCCGGCCUACUCCUCCCUGUGUGAGUUUCAGCAGUGGCUCACGCCAUGACAUUUCCUUACAAUCAAGUCCCUUGACAAGCAGAGCUGCCUCAGUGUACACCCACCUGCUCCGUUACCUGCAGUGGCAGCCCCGUAAUAUUCCAGUUUGUGGAAUGGGGCAGACCCUAGGAGGCAAAUGCAUGCCUCUCAGCAGCAGCCCCCAUCCCAAGGAUACCCUGGCCCAUCUACCAGCUUUCUGGGGGCUAUGCCUGGGAUGGGACAAAAAAAAAAAAAAAAAAAAAGAUCUACACAUUGGUUUGGCAAAACGGUUUCUGAAAAUGCUUUAGCUUUAUGUGGGAAUAGGUAUAAACCUCAUUUUUAUGCUGUAUUUUAUAUCUUAGUUGUGUUUGAAAAUGUUUUGAUCUUUGGAAACAUCAAAAUAAAUAAUGGCAUUUGUGGUA